Molecule: messenger RNA, 468 nt
Organism: Eutrema salsugineum
Lineage: Eukaryota; Viridiplantae; Streptophyta; Magnoliopsida; Brassicales; Brassicaceae
Exons: 2
Coding region: 1-468 (155 amino acids)
Biological process (GO): DNA repair; telomere maintenance
Molecular function (GO): DNA helicase activity
Source: RefSeq, a predicted model, not a curated record
AUGAUAACAGAUGAGCAGAAAGAUGUUUACGAAGAGAUUUUGGAUGCUGUUUUGAACAACAAAUGUGGUGUUUUCUUUGUAUAUGGUCUUGGAGGUACUGGUAAAACAUUUAUUUGGAGUUGUCUUUCAACCGUUAUUCGAUCUAGAGGUAAGAUAGUAAUCAACACUGCCGCUGAACUUAAAGCAUUCUCUGAAUGGAUAUUAGCUGUUGGUGAUGGUAAAAUCAAUACUCCAAAUGAUGGAGUUGUGGAUAUUGACAUUUCAGAAGAUUUGUUGAUCAAAGAUUGUGGCGAUCCAAUGAAAACUAUUGUUAAAGAAAUGUAUGGAAACUUAAUAGAUAGUCAACAUGCUGAAGACUUUUAUCAACAUCGUGCUAUUCUGAGUCCCACAAACGAAGAGGUUGAUCAAAUUAACGAUUAUAUGUUCUCAUUGCUGCCAGGUGAAGAAGAAACCCAUCUAAUAAGGUAA